AUGGCAGACGUCCGAUCAUUGCUCCGGAGCGAGCUUGCUUCCCGCAAGGGUACACCGCAGACAGGGAGCAACACACCAAACCGUGUCACGAAGAAAAGAAAAGUAGAUCCGUCGGACUCGUUGACGCGCAAGCGAGUGAAGCAAACAGAUGCAGAUCAACUUCUCGCAACUGCCCAAGCUCGUCCUCCGAGCGCCCAGGUCAUUGACGCGGAUGACGACGAACCCUCGUCCGACGAUGUCAUGAAAACAGACACCCCAACUCAGCCCGAAUUUUCACAGGAAAUCGAUGAGACAACUACACAGACCUUCGAGGCUCCCUCUAUACCACCUACAGAGGCGACUGCUGAGCCUCAGCCGCGAAAUAUCGACGAGGAUGAAUGGGCCGCUUUUGAGCGGGAGGUAGCUGCGCCGAGUCGCGUCCCACAGAAGCCUGCCGCGGUUGCGGCUGCCGCAACGAUAUCAGCUGCACCUGUAUCUGCUGAGGAGCUUGCUGCGCUGCAGGAGAGCGAGAAGGAGUCUCUGAGACGAAAUCGGGAAGCGGAGGCGGAGGGUGAGCGCGAGGACGCCGCUCGGUUCCUGGAGGAAGAGUUUGAUGAGAUGGAGCAACUAGAAGAACGAGUGAAGCGGUUGAAGCAUAUGCGAGAGCAACUGAGAGUGAAACGAGCCACAGAGAGCGCAGAGAUGGACGAGGCUGCGAUUGCCGGAGCCGUCCCUUCAGAGCCAGCCGCGAACGCACCGGAGACCACAGCAGAUGGUGAAAAUGACGAGGACGAGGAUGAUGACGAUGAUGCUGAUUACGACUGGGAUAACUGGAGAUUUAGGUAA
Molecule: messenger RNA, 825 nt
Organism: Aspergillus puulaauensis
Lineage: Eukaryota; Fungi; Ascomycota; Eurotiomycetes; Eurotiales; Aspergillaceae
Exons: 1
Coding region: 1-825 (274 amino acids)
Source: RefSeq, a predicted model, not a curated record